AUGCUUGACUGGGCUCGAAUCGCUCUGCAGAUACUCGGGAUCCACAUGAAUUGGGGUUUAGAGGGCAUACUGCUAGUCCAAGUUUAUAUCUACAGCGCACGUUUUUCGUCUGACCCAUUACGAAUCAAAUGUCUUGUGUAUGGCGUGUUCAUCUACGAGACGGUCCAAGCCUGUCUUCUGGUUGCCGACGUCUUCCACUACUGGGUGUGGAACUACGGAGACCCAGCGGUCCUUGCCACCCUUAGCAAUAUGUGGUUCAGCGUCCUGAUCAUGGGCGGUAUCCUAGCUACUCUCGUGCAAUGUUUCUAUGCAUGGCGGAUAUGGAAUACAGUCAAGCAUGUCUUUAUUAGUGUUCCGAUCAUUACGGUGCGGUCAAGGCAGCACUAUCAUGCGUAUGAUGCUCAAAUUGACACCGAUUCUAGGUAGCCUUCACGCAGCUUGCACUCGCUGUGACUAGUGGAGUUAAGGUGCGUGCGUGUCUGCGCAAAGUACCUUACUUCGUUGUGCCGAACUCCCUCCACAGGCGAGGUUAUUGCCAAUCGGUCUCGAGAGCCGUAUCGCAUCGUUCGUAGAUGUAGGUGCCUACGACAUCUCGUUCAGAUCAACGCUAACCCUGGCUUGAAGGCCUGGUUGGCCUGCGCUUUACUAGCC
Fomitopsis serialis is the source of this 651-nucleotide messenger RNA. RefSeq lists its product as uncharacterized. The coding region runs from base 1 to 426 and encodes 141 amino acids. NCBI's taxonomy places the organism in Eukaryota, Fungi, Basidiomycota, Agaricomycetes, Polyporales, Fomitopsidaceae. The transcript is spliced from 3 exons. The record is from RefSeq and is a predicted model, not a curated record.